This is a messenger RNA of Oikopleura dioica, 2895 nucleotides long. The record is from the annotation of a GenBank genome assembly. NCBI's taxonomy places the organism in Eukaryota, Metazoa, Chordata, Appendicularia, Copelata, Oikopleuridae.
AUGUUCAGUAGGAUAAAAGAAGCCGCACAAGAAGCAACGAGAAAACUUGAGCAAAAUCUUUCCAUUGAUAAUGAAGGAAAAGAAUCAGGCCAAGGCGAUUUUCAAUGUCCAGUCUGUCGAAAGCGUUUCACCGAUCCCGAGCUCUUGAUUCAACACCACUCCACUCAUGACGGUGAAAAUUUCCAACCAGCAGCUCCACCCGCCCAGACUAACUCCCGUCCCCCAGUUUCCCGCCCAGCCGCCGCCAACAACUCCAAUGCCGAAAACGACCUCAGAAAUGAAAUAAAAGAGCUAAAAGCUCAACUUCUUCAAAAGGAAAAGAUUGAUAAAACCCUUGAUAAAGUAACAAAUAGAAUAACUCUUCUCAAUCAUGAACAGAAAGACCUAGAAGCCAAAUAUUCACAGCUAGAAACUCAAACAAAGCAAUUAGAGAGAGAAAUUGCCGAGCGAGAUAUUUUAGCCGCAGAACUCACCGCCAAAAACAGUCAACUUCUUCUCGAAGUCGAUGAGAAGUCCUCCGAGAUAUCUGUUAAGACGCAAAUAGAACGCGAUCUGACAGAACAAUGCGUUUCCUUGCAGGAAUCGUUGAAAUCAUCAGAGGAACGACUGCAAUCGUCCCAGGAGACAUCCAACGAACUUCACUCAAAAGUUUCAAUGCUAGAAUCCACUGUACAAGAGCAGAAGAACUUACUUGAUCACCAGCUCCUAGAAAACCAAAAUAGCGCUUCAAAAAUCAACGAAUUACAAUUUGCCCUGUCCGAAGCACAGCAGAAGCUCGAUGAAAGCGCCAAAAACAAUCAAUUCAUUCAAGAAAAACUCGAUUCGAUAGAGAGUACUCUUUCAAAGGAUGAUUCCGAACUUAAAAAAGCGACAGCAGAAGCGGAAGAAAAAUAUCUUGAAGCGAGCAGUCGCCACGUCGACAACCUCGAAAAAGAAAAGGUGGAACUUGAAUUGAAAGCAGCAGAGCUUGAAGACUUCCGAGAAGCCCUUGAAAACUCAAAUGCAACAUUUCUCAAGCAUAUUCAAAAUCUUGAAGGACAGAAUGAAAAGUCAAUAUCAGAAAUCUCGGAGCUAAGGGAGGAAUGUGAGUCCUUCAAAAACGACUAUCAAUCAACGACGAAAAAACUUGAUGCCGCGGAACUGAAGAUGAAGGAUCUGACUGAGAACUUUUCCGGCUCGCAAAGACAAAUAAAGGAGCUGCAAAAGACUGUGACGGAGCUGAACUCGAGCUGUGCUGAUUCCGAAAAGCUCGUCGGAGAAAUGAUGAAAGAGCGCGAAAAGCUUGAAAAGCAAAUGGAGCUUUUCGAACAAGACGUUUUGAGCCUGACGGAGACUAACAAAGAGCUUCGAGAAGAAAAAGAAAGCGCGACUAAAUCCUUGGAGCAACAUAUUGAACAGAUUGCAGCUUCUCAAAAAGAAGCGGGAAUGUGGGCGGAAAGUCUUGUGUCCAAGGACGAGGAACUGUCGGAACUGAAAGGACAGCUGGACGGCUUUGUGGCUGAAAUAGCAAAGAAAGAUGAGAAAAUUGCAGCUAUCGAAAAGUCGUCGACCCAGCUUACUGAAUCUCUUAAAUCAUCGAAGCAGACGGCUCGCCAAGCAGAAACUGAGCUUGCACGAGUUCUGGCUGAAAAGGAAUCUUGGCUGAAAACAAGAGAUACUCUUCUAAGCCAGUCGGAAAAAUUAACUUCCACCGUCAAUGAUCUUAAAAAGAAAGCAUCUGUUGCGCAAGAGAUGGAGCAAAAAUUGAAAAUGGAAAAGUCGAGAGCAGAGAAAUCGCUGGAAAACUCGUUGCAAAAGGAAAAUGAAACGCAUGAAGAAUUCCUUCUUGCUAACGAGAAAUUCCAACGAACGAAAAAAGAGCUGUCUGAUGCUGAAGAGCAAAUUCAAUCUCUCGAAAAGCAACUGGAAAGUUCAUGUCAAACGCGCGAGGAUCUAUCUCAACGGCUCUCAGACACUGAGCUCAAACUCAAAAACUUCAAGCUAGAAUACAAAAAGAUGGAAGACUCACAGACUGAGAUGGCUUCGGAAAUAUACCACCUCACCGAAGACAAAAAUACAUUGAAAUUGAAAUACGAUGAAAACGUAAAAGUUCUUUCUCAAUCGAAGACCGCGUUAUCGGAACUGGGGGCCAAACAUGCCGAGCUUCAGGUCCAAUGGAACGCUGAAAAAUCGGUGAGAUGGGAAGCCGAUGAGGAAGUGUCUAAUUGUCGCGGAUGCUCGGCAGAAUUCUCGCUGCUUGUUAGAAGACAUCACUGUAGAAAAUGCGGCUCACCAGAUAUUUCUGGCGCGGUUUUAUGUUCGAACAAUCGAAAUGUUUUUACUGCAGGACUUGAUUUGGAGGAAUUCUACAAGCCUAAAGCGAGCGAUUUGCAUGAUUACUGGAUGCUAGUUCAACGAACAACGGCAAAACUUUACGGAAUGAAGAAGCCUUUAGUGGUGGAAAUCGAAGACACUGCUAUCCUUGCGGGAUGCAUGCUCGCCAUGGUUGGCGACCACAGGAUCAUACGAGAUUCUCAAGAUGUCGUAAUCGGUCUGAACGAGACUCGAUACAAUUUCUCCUGUCCCCCUUGGCUUUGUCAGCUUUUGGUGGAUAUUGUGGGACGUCGGCAAGCCGAAAAGGCGUUGAUCGAAGGACAGGUGUUCUUACCGAAAGAGGCCCUGAGCAUUGGUCUUGUGGAUGUGGUGACGAAUGACGUAAAAAGAUCAUCAACUCUCUUCUUCGAGAGGUUGGAAACUAUCCCGCUCGAUGCUAGAAUGCGCACCAAAAACGCACUGAGAGCGGAGAUGACUUCAAAAAUCAUGGAAACUGCUGCUAGCGAUGGAGACAGAUUCGUCGACCAUGUGCUUAAGCCGGCAACACAAGCUUGGCUAUUUAAUAGCACUAAUCCAAACUGA